Galeopterus variegatus (Sunda flying lemur) is the source of this 2353-nucleotide messenger RNA. RefSeq names its product CDC42 effector protein (Rho GTPase binding) 4 (gene CDC42EP4). Lineage: Eukaryota; Metazoa; Chordata; Mammalia; Dermoptera; Cynocephalidae. The coding region runs from base 208 to 1287 and encodes 359 amino acids. The record is from RefSeq and is a predicted model, not a curated record. The transcript is spliced from 2 exons.
AACAAACGCCGGCGCUGACAUGGGCCGCCGCGCGGAGCCCACGGAGGAGAGAGCGCAGUCGCGCGGGCCCCGCGCUGGGGUCUCCGGGGACCGAGCCCUAUGAUUUCCUCAUCAUCUCCCCCUCCACCCGCUGAACUUGGACUUCAGAUCUGACCCCAGACCUGUCCACUAUCUCGGGAGGGCCCUCCUCCCCUCCCGUCCAGCAAGAUGCCGAUCCUCAAGCAGCUGGUGUCCAGCUCAGUGCACUCCAAGCGCCGUUCCCGCGUGGACCUCACGGCGGAAAUGAUCAGCGCCCCACUGGGUGAUUUUCGCCACACUAUGCACGUGGGCCGAGCCGGAGAUGCCUUUGGGGACACCUCCUUCCUCAAUAGCAAGGCUGGUGAGCUUGAUGGCCAGUCCCUGGAUGAACAGGCCUCCUCCUCCUCCUCUUCCAAACGCGGUCUUCUGUCCCGCAAGUUCCGGGGCAGCAAGCGGUCACAGUCGGUGACCAGGGGGGACCGGGAACAGAGGGACAUGCUGGGCUCCCUGCGGGACUCAGCCCUCUUCGUCAAGAAUGCCAUGUCCCUGCCCCAGCUCAAUGAGAAAGAGGCGGCGGAGAAGGGCUCCAGCAAGCUGCCCAAGAGCCUGUCGUCCAGCCCCGUGAGGAAGGCAAGUGCCGGGGAGGGCGGCGAGGACGAGGCGGGCGAGGCGGAGGUGGUGGCCCGGCGGAACGGGGCUGCGGGUCCCCACUCCCCCGACCCCCUCCUGGACGAGCAGGCCUUCGGGGACCUGACCGAUCUGCCCGUCGUGCCCAAGGCCAGCUACGGGCUGAAGCACGCCGAGUCCAUCAUGUCCUUCCACAUCGACCUGGGGCCCUCCAUGCUAGGCGAUGUCCUCAGCAUCAUGGACAAGGAGGAGUGGGACCCCGAGGAGGAGGAGGAGGAGGACGGCGGCUACCACGGCGACGAGGGCCCCGGCAGGCUCCCCCAGGCUCCCCCUUCUGCAGCAGCGGCCUCUCCCCUGGCAAGGCAGGAAGGCAAGGCCAGCCGGGAAUUGCCAUCGCGACCCUCCCGUGCUCUGGAGGACGAGGGGUGGGCGGCGGCGGCCCCCAGCCCCGGCUCGGCCCGCAGCGGGGGCAGCCACACCACGCGGGACAGCAGCUCCCUGUCCAGCUGCACCUCGGGCGUCCUGGAGGAGCGCAGCCCUGCCUUCCGGGGGCCCGACCGGGCCCGGGCCACUCUCCCGAGGCAGCCAGACAAGGACUUCUCCUUCAUGGAUGAAGAAGAGGAGGAUGAGAUCCGCGUGUGAGGCGGGCCACCAAGCUCCUGGCUGCACCUUCUCCCUGUGCCCACCCCACUGCGACCUUUGACCUUACCAUGCAGGGACAGCCAAGAGCCUCGCUUCCGGCCACGGACCCUGGACCUCGUGGAUGGGGGCCCUCGGAGGGCUUGAGGAGCUGGCGUGGGUGCCGAAGUCGCCUGAUGUCAUUACACACCCUGCCCUCCCCGCAGCCGUCUGGGCCCCCGCUCUGUGUUCUCGCAGCAGGGAUCGGUUUUCCUCUCUCUGCCUCCUUUUCCUCCACCCUGGCCUCAAAUGGAUGCCAGAUGUCAACCUGAGUUCCUGCCACGUGCAGCAAUAGCAGGUCAGCCCACGGGCAGCCUGGACUCCAAGGCUAAGGACACUUGUCUCUCCUUUUCUCUCCUGGUGUGUCUGCUGUGACCGGUGGUGGCUGCCAGGGAAAUGUGUGCAGCAGGAGGAAGGGGGUGGCCACACGUUCCAGCCUCUCUCUCCAUCCCUGGCUCCUGCAUGGGAAGCUUAGAGCCUCUUGGAGUCAAGCCCACCAGGUGGCCAGCCACAAACAUGUACACUAAUAAACGCAGCCCCCUUCCAGGGGAAGACACAGGAUGGGGAAUGGAAGGAAAGCCCCCUGGGCUUCUUGAAUUUUCAAGAGGGGCCCUUGCAGGAUGACACUAGGAACAGGGCUGGGAUACUUGCUCCAGUCCCUGUGGGUUUGUUUGCUCUUUAUUAUUGUUUAAAUCCUUAUAGAGCAAUAUCAGGAACAGUGUUAAUAGGUCUGCCACCAGAGGGAAAAUAGAAUCCUUUUAGAAAAAUUUUAUGCGAAGUCUCCUCCUCUUGAAAAGUCACAGUGAAUAUUAGCAUACUUAAGUCUGGGACGUCCUGUGGCCAAGAAACCAGCUCAACUUUAGUGCUUCCAGAUUUUAUUUAGCACUAUAUGGGGUGGGUGUCGUGUGUUUGUCCCCACCCCUCUCCCGUAGCUAUUAACAGCUGAAGACCAGUGUAGAAAAUUUCUGGAAAAUGACUUUUUAAAAAUAGUAUAUCAAUUCUGGGGGGUGGGGGAAAGCUGGUGUUUUUU